UAUUCAAUUGAAUAUAGGUUGAAAAGGAUUUGCAAAUCAUUGUAUUCUGUUCUUAUUUACCUUUUACACAACGGGCCAAGUUCACUGGUUUUGGGUUUUGUAAGUAAAUGAAACAGAUGAUUUACAAAGUUUUGCGGCUUUUACAUAAAAAGUCAGACUUUUGUUCGCAGUGUCCAACAGUCAAAGUCGUCCCCUCAGUAAAUGAUGAAUUCAUGAGGGUCAGGUGAGUCCUUUUGGUCCAUUUCAACUGUGAAUACCAACAUGCAUCAAAUAAAUGUGAGUGGUAAUCUGAUGACGACAAGACUAGUUUAGUAACCAUUUUUUAUACUUGAUAUUUACCUAAGCUUCAAUACUAUGAGUAGUUGUUAGUCAUUGAACUACAGUAUAUCCUGUUUAUUGAUUUUCUUAGAUCAAAUUCCUGUGAAUGAUUGACUUAUAGUCUAUUACCUACAUGCGACCAUGCCCGGGUUAAGCAUUCUAGAUAAUGUUUGCCUGGUUGAAGUGAGGAGAAAGCUCAAACUCUGUGCACUUCAAGCUCGCGCUGCUUUCUAACAACAUCAUGUUCUUCUGGCUGAUCUUUGCAGCCUCUGCGGGUUGCCUUUUUUUGCGCUUCCCUUACUUCUACCAGGACGUCAAACACAUCGUGUCAAAGCUGAGAACGAGGCGCAGGGUGCUGGACUACAUCCAGAGGAACUACACCAUCCUGGACCGCUUCUUAGAAGUGGCCGAUUCUCAGCCGCACGAGCCGCUCUUCCUCUUCAAAGAUGACACCUUCACCUACCGGGACGCCGACCAGCUCAGCAACAAGGCGGCCAGAGCGUUGCUGCACAGCGGCCUGGUGCAGCAGGGCGACACGGUGGCCUUGUUCAUGGGGAACGAGCCCGUGUUUGUGUGGCUCUGGUUGGCUCUGUUCAAGCUGGGAUGUUCGGCGGCACUGCUCAACGCCAACAUCAGGUCUAAAGGUCUUCUUCACUGCUUCAAGUGCAGCGGGGCCAAAGUCCUGCUGGUGGCUCAAGACUUGCAGGGUCCAGUGGAGGAGGUCCUGCAGGAGCUGGAGGAGCAGCAGGUGUCCACACUGGUGAUGGGCACAGCGUGCAGCAGUGCAGGCGUGCUGAGCUUCACAGACAAGAUGAGCCAGAUGUCCUCUGAGCCGCUAUCUCCAGACCUGAGGUCGCAUGUCACGCUGCAGAGUCCUGCAGUGUACGUGUACACGUCAGGGACGACAGGUCUCCCCAAGGCAGCCUUGCUCACUCAUUCCAAACUUUGGGGCAUGACCACGAUUCUUCGUUCCUCGGGGUUGACCUCCAGAGAUGUGAUUUAUAUCAGCCUCCCUCUCUAUCACACUGCUGGCUUUGUUGGCUUCGCAGGAGCCAUUGAUAUGGGUAUCACGGUUGCACUGAAGAAUAAAUUUUCUUCGUCUCAGUUCUGGGACGACUGCAGAAAAUACAACGUGACGGUCAUCCAGUACAUCGGAGAAAUCAUGCGUUUUGUCUGCAACACGCCAAAGAAACCCAAUGAGCGAAACCACAAAGUCAGACUCGCAAUUGGCAACGGGAUCAGAGCCAAUGUUUGGAGGGAUUUCCUGGACCGCUUCGGAGACAUUGAAAUCAUGGAGCUCUACGGUGCAACGGAAGGCAACUUCUUUUUGAUGAAUUACUGCGGAAAGAUUGGAGCUGUCGGGCGAGCAAGCUUCUUAUACAAAUGGUGUUUCCCCUUUGCGAUGAUCAAGUUUGACGUGGACAAGGGAGAACCUGUGAGGGAUUCUACAGGUCUCUGCAUCCAAGUUCCCACAGGCGAGCCAGGACUUCUGGUGUCAGAAAUCUCGGCGGGGGCUCCUUUCCUGGGCUACGCCAGAGACCUGCAGCAGACUGAGAAGAAAAAACUCCACGAUGUCCUCAAGAAAGGAGACGUCUUCUUCAACACGGGCGACCUGAUGCUCAUCGACCACGACGGCUUCUUUUACUUUCAAGAUCGACUGGGCGACACUUUCAGGUGGAAAGGAGAGAACGUGUCCACCAAUGAGGUGACAGACGUCCUCACUGAGGCCGACUGCAUUGCUGAGGCUAGCGUGUAUGGUGUGGAAGUUCCAGGACACGAGGGGAGGGUAGGGAUGGCGGCCGUCGCUCUCAAAGACGGACAAACCUUCGAUUGUGUUUCCGUCUUCAAGCACCUUGAGGACUUCUUGCCGGCCUACGCCAGGCCACGUUUCAUCAGGAUCCAGAGCUCCUUGGACAUCACGGUCACGUUCAAAACCAUGAAGACUAAACUGGUUAAGGAAGGCUUCAAGGUGACAGAAAUAAAAGAUCCCAUUUAUUUUCUGGCUGAAAAGGAGAAGAAAUACGUUCCUUUUACGGUGGAAUUAUUCCAUGCGGUUACGUCGGGGGACAUGAAAUUAUAACGCGUUCUUUUGUUGAAAAGUGAUGGUGAUGACUGAAAUCUAACCCAUCGUGGUGACUACAUUAUUUGGGAUGGGCAACGCACAAUGGUGCUCAAAUUUACUGUGUGUUGUUUGUGACAAA
Messenger RNA from Nerophis ophidion (straightnose pipefish), 2519 nucleotides. RefSeq names its product long-chain fatty acid transport protein 2-like. The transcript has 10 exons. NCBI's taxonomy places the organism in Eukaryota, Metazoa, Chordata, Actinopteri, Syngnathiformes, Syngnathidae. The coding region runs from base 560 to 2398 and encodes 612 amino acids. Gene Ontology annotation, molecular function: long-chain fatty acid transmembrane transporter activity; long-chain fatty acid-CoA ligase activity. The record is from RefSeq and is a predicted model, not a curated record.